This is a messenger RNA of Micromonas pusilla CCMP1545, 366 nucleotides long. It is a transcript of the gene ODA-DLC, whose product is annotated as flagellar outer arm dynein light chain. NCBI's taxonomy places the organism in Eukaryota, Viridiplantae, Chlorophyta, Mamiellophyceae, Mamiellales, Mamiellaceae. Gene Ontology annotation, biological process: microtubule-based movement. Gene Ontology annotation, molecular function: dynein intermediate chain binding. The transcript has 4 exons. The record is from RefSeq and is a predicted model, not a curated record. Bases 1 to 366 code for a protein of 121 amino acids. Gene Ontology annotation, cellular component: cytoplasmic dynein complex; cytoplasm.
AUGGGCGGCCUCGACGAAGAAACCGGGCUCAUCUCCGGGCUUAGAGAGGACCAGCUCAUCACGAACGAGGAGAUGGACACCAUCGUGAGAGAGUGCAUCGAGAGCGCGGUCGGCACGAACAGCUUCCUUCACUCGAAGGUGAACCAGUGGACGUCGAACGUCGUGGAGGGGUGCCUUAAGAAACUCGCGGGCUUGCAGAAACCUUUCAAGUACAUCGUGACGUGCAACUUUGUGCAAAAGACCGGGGGUGGGAUGCACACCGCCAGCACCGCGCUGUGGGACGCGGCGGUGGACGGUAAGCACACGGUGCUGUGGGAGAGCCAGACGAUCCAGUGCAUCGCGACCGUGUACUGGCUCGCCAUCUAG